UCACACCUCGCAACAAUCCCCAUGUCACACACGAUUGCAUAGACUGGCUGUCUGUUUGGUAGUAUAUCCAGCUCAAGUUGUUGCUUUCAUAUUUAUGGCCUUAUCUACUUUUAAAAUGAGGGGGGAAAUUUUUACUGCCUUUGCGUUGGUGAUGUGUUUGUUUUGUUUGGGACAAACGCUUGAGUGCUUUCGGUGUGAGCUUGGAUUCUGGGAUGUGUGUUACACUACCAAGACAAACUGCAGUGAUAAUGAAUUGUGUUCUGUGGGAAUUGGUAAAGCAGCUUCUGUCCUGAAUAUAAAGGUGAUGGGUUGUCUUCCCAUGGAGGAGUGCAACAAGACAACAGUUGUAGAGUUCCUUGCCAAUAAGACCUUAUACACCUUGAAGACCACCUGUUGUGAGGAAGACUUUUGCAACGCUGGCCCUUCCAUUCAGUUGUCCCUUGUUCCUCUUUUGCUUCCCAUACUUCUCAUUGCUGAGAUGAUGGGUGUGUUUUGAUGAUUUCUAGAUUCUAAUUGUUAUAUAAGGGAUUGAAGGCUCUUCAUAUGUACACUGUUCACGUCCUAUUCCUGUUUUACUGUUGUUGAAUGAUCUAAAGCAGCUGCCUUUUAUAUAGCAGAGCACAUUUUGGAUGCUCUUUUCUAGCCAGUUGAUUUUGUUCAUCCAAAUGAGUAAAGAUGAUUGAUGACGUUCUAAUAGUUUCUUAACACAAACAUGUUUUACUGUUCAAUAAAUGCAAAUGUCAAACAUC
Sinocyclocheilus rhinocerous is the source of this 749-nucleotide messenger RNA. Its product is annotated as sperm acrosome membrane-associated protein 4-like. The coding region runs from base 95 to 496 and encodes 133 amino acids. The transcript has 3 exons. The record is from RefSeq and is a predicted model, not a curated record. Gene Ontology annotation, biological process: sperm-egg recognition. Lineage: Eukaryota; Metazoa; Chordata; Actinopteri; Cypriniformes; Cyprinidae. Gene Ontology annotation, cellular component: membrane.